Molecule: messenger RNA, 2086 nt
Organism: Propithecus coquereli (Coquerel's sifaka)
Lineage: Eukaryota; Metazoa; Chordata; Mammalia; Primates; Indriidae
Gene: CD83
Product: CD83 molecule
Exons: 5
Coding region: 65-685 (206 amino acids)
Source: RefSeq, a predicted model, not a curated record
GGCCCGCGCCGCGCCAGGGCGCCACACCACUGCAGCCCCGAGGCGGCGGCGCAGCGCUCCAGCCAUGUCGCGCGGCCUCCAGCUCCUGCUCCUGAGCUGCGCCUGCAGCCUGGCGCCCGCGACGCGGGAGGUGAAGGUGGCGUGUUCGGAGGAUGUGGACUUGCCCUGCACCGCCCCCCGGGACCCGCAGGUCCCUUACACCGUCUCCUGGGCCAAGCUUACAGAGGGCAGCGCAGAGAGGGUGGAGGCGCCCCAGGAAGAUCUGCGCCUCGGGGAACAGCACCAUCUUCAGAAGGGGCCAAAUGGCUCUGCCGACGCUCCCAGCGAACGGCCCUAUUCCCUGAAGAUCCAAAACACGACCAGCUGCAACUCAGGGACAUACAGGUGCACUCUGUGGGACCCGGAAGGACAGAGAAACCUAAGCGGCACAGUGAUCUUGAGAGUGACAGGAUGCUUUCCAAAACGUAAAGAAGAGACUUUUAAGAAGUACAGAGCUGAGAUUGUGUUGCUGUUGGCUCUGGUCGUUUUCUACUUAACACUCAUCAUUUUCACUUGUAAAUUUGCACGACUACAGAGUAUUUUUCCAGAUUUUUCUAAACCUGGAAUGGAACGAGCUUUUCUUCCAGAUACCUCCCCAGAUAAACAGUCGGGGCCAGUGACUUUUCACAAGACAGAACUGGUAUGAACAGGAUUUCCAUAGGUUGUUUUUUCUGAGGUCCAGGGCUCAGUGGUGUGCAUGUCUGUGACGCCGGACAAGAGGAGAAUGAGCCCCGUGCUGAAGACGGCAUCCUUCCUACGAGGUCCUUCGCAUGACUGGAAAUGUCUGAAAGGGGAUCUCACCCUACUUCUGUGAGCCGGGGCUUGAAAACCACGACAUGACCGGCUAGCACAGAACCAUCACUACUUCUCUGUGACUACCUUGUUCGUGUUUUGUGCAGCCAUCUGGUCAACCUCUUGGACACUUUCUCAGUCAUAAAAGCUAUAGUGAGAUGCAGUUGGAGAAGGGUCUUGGGAGAUGUGAACGCCCCCAGCUGGCCCUGUGACAGACUCCCGAGGACAGCUGUCCUCUUCCACAUCUGGGGAACAGCUCUUUGAAUUUUGCUGUUUUUUGUUGUACCGGCCCAGAUGUUUUACGUCUGGGAGACAUUGACAGGCCACGCUGUGAGACAGUGGGAAAUAUUUAGCAAAUAAUUUCCUGGUGUGAAGGUCCUGCUAUUACUAAGGAGUAUUAUGUGUACAAAGAAAUAACAGGUCAAUGAACUGUCCCCCGCAGGGUCUUUUCAUCUGGGAGAGACAUCCAUCAAGAAGCAAUAAAGAAGAGUGCCACGUCUAUUUUUGUAUCUAUGUGUACAUGUCAAAGGAGGGUUUGUGUUUCUCUCCUUUUGAAAUCUAUAGUUAGAUAGAAUUGUUAACGGAGAGGGAGAAGAAGUCGGAGAGGGUGACAGCGGGAUAGAGAGCUGUCUAGUGACCUGCUGGAGACGCUGGGCCAGCCAUGCAGUCUGGGUUCUAGCCCCGGUUUGUCCCACUCCUAGCUGUGUGAUCUGGGGCAAGUUCCUAUGGUUUCUGCUUUCUCCGUUGUAAACCAGAAGGUUGUUGCAUGGAUUAGUUAAAAUGACAUAUGUGAAAAUGCUUUGAAAAAUAUAAAGCCCUAUACAUAUUUGAAACUCUAUUGGGCCAUUGUCCUCACUACUAUGACGCUGUACUGGGGAUGAGAGGAUGCUUCUCAUUUCUCAUGUUCUCCAUCAUUCUGAACAAAGAAGGUUACGAAGAGACUUUCCCGUAGUCUUCUGUGUGAAUUCACUUGGGGAAGUGAGGAGGCCAGUUCUGUGGUCUUGAAGCACCGGACAAAAGUACUUGAAGAUACAGACGUGUGGGAGCCACGGGCAGAAGGGACUUCACAAAAUGGUGCAUUGAUGUUUUGGUGGCAAUAUGUCCAGUUUCUCUGAUCAAACACGGGCCCUUCCCUUCUUGUUUUCCAAAGAAAUUUUAUCGCUUUAGUAGUGUGUGCGUUGCUCCCACUGGUAUUAGAGAGUAAAAGGGUCACCAAGUUGAGUGUUUGCCUCUUGUGUCAUUGCUUUCAUGUCAU